Messenger RNA from Bactrocera oleae (olive fruit fly), 2515 nucleotides. RefSeq names its product nibrin (gene nbs). Gene Ontology annotation, molecular function: damaged DNA binding; protein binding. NCBI's taxonomy places the organism in Eukaryota, Metazoa, Arthropoda, Insecta, Diptera, Tephritidae. The record is from RefSeq and is a predicted model, not a curated record. Gene Ontology annotation, cellular component: Mre11 complex. Gene Ontology annotation, biological process: double-strand break repair via homologous recombination; mitotic G2 DNA damage checkpoint signaling.
CUGUCACGCACGAUAAAAAUUUUUCCCUACUUUCAAAAUGAUUUGGCAUUACUGUUUUAAAUGAGUUGUUUUGUAUUUGAAAUGCAUUCACAGAUGUUUGUUUGAUAGUUUUUUGCAAAAGUGUAAAAGUUUCACAACAAAAUGUGGCUUCUAACAAAUAUUGCAACCGGUAAUGUACUUAUUGUCAUCAAUGAAAAGGCCAAAUAUGCUGUUGGCCGAGUUGGUGCAGAUUUGGUGAUAACCGACGACUCUUCCAUUAGUCGUACACAUGCCUUUCUACAUAUAACGCAAAAUAAUACUGUGGGUAAUGAAAACCAUAAAUUCAUGGAAUUUCUAGAGCUUGAAGAUGCUGGCUCUAAGUAUGGUACCUUCCUUAAUGAUGGUAUUGAGAAAAAUGCUGGUGUACCUAAACAAGAACGUAUUCCUCUAUCACAGGGGGAUCGCAUACGUUUUGGUGUUUUAAAGAGCAUAUGGUUAGUUUCCAAAAUUACACCCAUUAUUACGGUAUCAACAUUACCUGUUGAAAUUGCCAAACAAUUAAAACAAUAUAUUCAAAUUCUUGGAGGUAGUAUUUUAACUGGCUGGAAGGAUACAUAUACGCACUUAACUUUAACAGAGAUUAAACUCACCCCCAAGCUCUUGCAUGCCAUACUUGAUCAGAAACCUAUUGUUACUUGUGAUUACUGGUGUAGUGUGGUGCAAGCUGCACGCCGUGGACGGCGAUCGUUGCCUAAUCCCGCAUCUUAUGUGCCACCAAAUCCUGAGAAUUUCGACUUGAGCUAUCGUGAGGAAAGAAAAAGUAUUUUUAUGGAUAUAACAUUUGUAUUUUUAAAUGCUCGUCACUUUAAUACGUAUGCUCCAAUUGUGGAGAAGGCCGGUGGUAUGAACAAACAUUUAAAUGUAGGAAUACAAAAAUCAUUUCUGGUUAGAAAAGAUGUCGUUGUUAUUCAUUACGUGCCAUCCACAGAGUCACAAAGUUCACAGACCAUUAGUACUAUCGAAGAUUGUCUUAAACAACAUUCUCGACGCACUGUACCUGAAUAUGAAAUCGUUUUCGCCAUUAUACAUUGCUCAACACAAAUGUAUUGCAAUCCAAGCUACAAAAUACAGGAGAAUUUCGAUUAUGAAUCAGAAUCAAAUGGAUCUAAUGCGUUGCAGAAUUCUAUCCAAAUCUCUGGUAAUCAAAUCGAUUGCUCGAAUCCUUUAGUAGGCGACGAGACAGAAGUAUUUAUACCGGAAACUGAUCCCAAAAGCACAGCCAGCACACAUUUGACGGAUAAAUCCAGUGUUGAACUCCCUGCAUCCCGAGUGGAUCAAACCGAUUCAGUAACCAUAGAAUCACAAACGUUUGGGCAAAAAGAUUCAUUGCCAAGUGAUGUGGCGAUGUCUUCACUUCAAGUAAGUGCACACGAAGUUAAUAAACGAAAGCGUACAAGAGGAAAUCAACAAAAUGUCGGUAAUGACGGCAAUUAUGAAAUGAAUAGUGAUGAAGAUGAUAUAUUCAACUUUGCUGCUAAGAAGGUACAUUUAGAAGAUAAAACCAAAUCACCAGUUAUGCGUGUAACCAGGCAACAGAAAAAAUCGAACAGUUCACCACUUGACGAGAGUGCAUCAACAUCUGUUGCAGCCGCUGCAAAGAAAACCCCUAAAUCCUGCGAUAAGCAAUUGCCUAUUGCAAUAAAUAAGAGGACAACUGGACGUACGAUGAUUAAUAUGUCGGGAUUUCUAGAAAAGUCACAUGCCCCAAAUUUAAAUAUACAGAAAACAGAUGCAGAGAGCCAAAAUAUACCAACUGACAAUGAUAAAUCGAAGCAGGGAUCUAAACGCGCUCGUAUUGCGGUCUUAGAUAACAGCGAUGAUGAUGAUUUAUUUUGCUUUGGUGAAAAAAGUAAUACAAAAGAAGAAUCAAAUUUUGCGAAACGAGCACGCGCUGAUGAUAACGGUAACGAUUCAGAAGAGGAUCUGUUUAAUUUUGGCGGUGCUGAAUCUGAAGAUCUUAAUAAGGAGGAAAAUAUUAUAGACGUCGAUUUAAAUAAUCAACCACAAUCUCAGAAAAAGAAUUCAAUGUCAAUAGUUAUGCCCAAACCAAAACCGUUGCCAACGAAAUUUUGUGUGUCCAAUUGGCUUGAUUGUUCAUUAAGCGCUUUAAGUAUCAAACCCGAUCAAAUGAAGGAUGAAGUGGACGCGGUUAAAAGAGAAAACAAUGAUUCAGGUGUAGAAGGUGAUAGUAAAGAUAAUGUUGAGCUUUGUAAAGGAGGAUUCGUGGUGACCACGCUGGACGCAAGAACACGCAAUCGCGAAAACGCGUGGAGCAGAACUACAAAUAAUCCUCGAAAACAGGAUUCUAAUGUAAAUUCCGCAACCAAAAACUAUAAAAAGUUUGUUAAAAAAUGUCGUCCACAAAAUCAUAAAGUGAUUGGAACUGUAUCGUCCACUGUAUGCGGAUAAUAAGUUUGUUCGGAAUAAUAUAUGUUACGAAAUUUUGUUUACUAUAAAUUUUUUAAAUAUGCUUAAA